CGGCUAAGUUGUCUCGCUUGCUAAGACUUUGACGCCGGUGAUCCGGCUUCUGCCUGACUGGUUCGCAGUCUUGCCAUGCAUUGCUUAGCCCUGGACCACUGGUGUUGCAUAUCGUAGGUGACUGGCUGUCCGACUCUAACGGUCAAUGUUACAUACGCUAUUCGCCCUAGGUGGAAGCUAUGGAAAUUUACACAUCUCCCAAAUACUACUGUUCAGGGUUUCCGCCCCAUCCGAUGUCAUAAGUGGAGGCAACAAUUUCAAUUUAUAAGGCUUGCCCACCACCCCGCCCUUUGCCUCAUCUACUGGAGAAGUUGUGUCAAAGUCUAGAGGAAGUGCGGGUUGUAUUGAUUUCACGAUGCUGGGCCCGUCUUUCCUCCCCGUUGCUUUAACUGCCUUGUCGUGCGUGGACGCCCUCUCGCUUCACAGGCGUGAUACCCCAGCCACCGUCGAGCUGCCUAUCGAGCGUAGGCAGCAUGCUGGCGGCCUGCAGAAGCGAGAUUCGACGCUGGAUCUGCCACUCAUAAACUACUAUGAUAGUUUUUAUAUCCUAAACCUGACGCUAGGAACGCCAGUGCAGCAGUUCGCGGUCGCUUUGGAUACAGGCAGCAGUGACCUCUGGGUGAAUGUCGCCAACUCGUCCUAUUGUUCGUCCCGGGGUAAUCCAUGCAAACCUUUUGGCUUGUAUGAUCCCGACGCAUCCUCGACAUACAAGAACCUGGAUGUUGAUUUCAAUGCAACCUACGGUGACGGCACCAACGCCUACGGUUACUACGCCACUGAUAAACUCGGCCUGGGUGAUAUACAUGUUGAUGACAUGCAAUUUGGCGUUGCCGAAUCAACUACGAUAACACAGGGUAUCGUCGGUGUAGCUUAUGACACUCUCACCAACGAAGCUGCACAUGAAGGCAAAACAUACGCCAAUCUCCCCCAAGCCCUGGUCAAUAGUGGCGCCAUUAAAUCGCCCGCCUACAGCCUGUGGCUUAAUGAUCCCGCAGCGAGUCGGGGCUCUAUUCUCUUCGGUGGCGUUAACAAGGCCAUGUACAAAGGCGACCUCCAGACUAUCCCCAUUGUGCGCACGCUUGGAGAGUAUUCUUAUCUAGCCGUUACCCUGACCGGCGUUUCUGUGGAACAUGGCAAGGAGUCUGACGAUUACUCCUCGCAGCUUCCGAUAGUAGUGUUGCUCGACUCGGGUACCACCUUGACAUAUCUGCCUAACUCGCUCGCUGACUCGCUCUACAAAAAGUUCAACGCCACCUUCCUCGAGGAUGACGGACUGGCAUAUGUGGACUGCGACCUCAUGAAAAAGGACUAUACCGUGAAUUUUGACUUCUCCGGCGCCACCAUCGCCGUUGGAAUCAACGAACUGGUCCUGAGAGUGAUUGCCAGGGACUUCCCCGAGGGAACCUGCACCUUUGGCGUUGUGCCCAGCGGAGACCGCCAAGACGCCAUGUACAUCCUGGGCGACACCUUCCUGCGCAGUGCAUACGUCGUGUAUGACCUCGGUAACAACGAGAUCUCUCUCGCCAACACAAACUUCUCUCCCGAGAAAGACGACAUCUUGGAGAUCGGCACCGGCACCAGUGCCGUGCCCGGCGCCACCCCAGUCGAGUCCGCUGUCACUUCGGCUACCGUUGCAUCCGCCACAGAUAUCGUGCAUACCAUCACGAUCGGCGGUCCUAAAGCCACCACUACGGGGUCGGAUUCUGGCGCGGCUGAGACCACUUCCUCGAGCGGCAUCGCUGCCUUGCCGACCAGUAAUACGAGACAUCUGCUCUCUGGCCUCGCGGGCGCUGGUCUUCUGCUUGCUUUGUAAUGAUUCUUUUGGGACGACUGCAUUGUUGCCGACGUUGUGGAUUGCGUGAUUAAUAGCUAUGGAAGAUGAGGAUAGUGCUCUGUAUAAUGUUAAACCGAACAUCUCUGUACAUAUGCCAUGUUCAUAAACCAAUUGACGAGAUAGAUUCCCCAGUUA
Aspergillus pseudonomiae is the source of this 1969-nucleotide messenger RNA. Its product is annotated as pepsin-like aspartic protease. NCBI's taxonomy places the organism in Eukaryota, Fungi, Ascomycota, Eurotiomycetes, Eurotiales, Aspergillaceae. Bases 356 to 1813 code for a protein of 485 amino acids. The record is from RefSeq and is a predicted model, not a curated record. The transcript is spliced from 3 exons. Gene Ontology annotation, molecular function: aspartic-type endopeptidase activity. Gene Ontology annotation, biological process: proteolysis.